Messenger RNA from Onychostruthus taczanowskii (white-rumped snowfinch), 7427 nucleotides. It is a transcript of the gene HUS1, whose product is annotated as HUS1 checkpoint clamp component. The record is from RefSeq and is a predicted model, not a curated record. Gene Ontology annotation, cellular component: nucleolus; checkpoint clamp complex; site of double-strand break. Bases 248 to 943 code for a protein of 231 amino acids. The transcript is spliced from 8 exons. Gene Ontology annotation, biological process: double-strand break repair via homologous recombination; telomere maintenance; nucleotide-excision repair. Lineage: Eukaryota; Metazoa; Chordata; Aves; Passeriformes; Passeridae.
CGCAGAGCGGUUGGGUGUGAGGCCCCUCCCUCCCUGACCGCCUUCCGUGGCAGCGGGCAAGGGGCUGGGAGGGUCGGCGCCGCCAUGCGAUUUCGGGCUAAGAUUGUGGAUCUCGCCUGCCUCAAUCACUUCAGCCGUGAGUGUAAUUAACACAAUCGCCAAGUUAGCCAAGACCUGCAUCCUGCGCCUUACCGUCUGCAAGCUGUAUUUCAUCCUCUCCGAUAAAGUAGCAAAUGGAGGCGCCAGUAUGUGGUGUGAGCUGAGCCAGGGGAACUUCUUUGAUGAAUUUCAGAUGGAAGGAGUAGCUGCAGAGCACAAUGAAAUCUAUUUAGAGUUUGUGCCUGAGAACCUGUGGAGAGCAUUAAAAACUGCCCAGAGUGCUAAGGCAGUGAAGAUCAAGUUGACUAAUAAACACUGUCCCUGUCUCAGCGUUGCUGUGGAGCUACCAUCCUUAUCAAGCAGCAGCAGGAUUGUGACACAUGACAUUCCUGUGGGAGUUAUUCCCAGAAGAAUGUGGAAUGACUUCAGAGAGCCCAGUGUGCCAGACUUUGAUGUCAGUAUUUACCUACCAGUGCUGAAAACAAUGAAGAGUGUUGUGGAAAGAAUGAAGAAUCUCAGCAAUUUCAUUGUGAUUGAAGCAAACUUGAGUGGUGAAAUGAACUUGAAAAUAGAAACUGACUUAGUAUCAGUAACAACACAUUUUAAAGACCUGGGAAAUCCUCCCUGGGCAUCAGAGGAUGGAUGUCAAAGUUCUGCUCAAGGCAGAGAUCUGGAAAGUAUGGCUGAAGCAUGCAUAGACAUCAAGAAGCUGCAGCAGCUGCUUGCUGGACAGCAGGUCAAUCCUACAAAAGCAUUGUGCAAUAUUGUACGUAAGAGAAUUGUCCAUUUCAUCUUGCUCCAUGAGGAGGUCUCACUUCAGUAUUUUAUUCCAGCAAUUGCCUGAGUGUUUUGGAAUCUUGGUCAUUUUCCAACCUGAGGCCUCUUUCAUGAAGUCUGAAAUCUUUCCUGAGUUGCUGGAGUAUUUUGAUGUGAGACACUGUUAGACGCAUCCAUCAGAUGGACAUUAUUUCAAUAUUUAUGAAAGUGUUCAAAAUACCUCCUCAUCCAGACAGCCAUGUUUGUGAAUAGUUAUAUGCUAUGAAAGACACAAUGCUGGGGAGCGUUGGUAUGUCUUACUCUUAGGAGGAGCAAAACUAAAAUUUGUCUUAGCCACAGCUCAAAACAUCCCAAAAGCACACUGAAUUAAAUACUUCAGUCUUCUCAAAAAACUAAAGGUAGAAUUCACCUCUGGAGCUGCUGUUGUGUGUAUUCAGUAUUGAGCAAUGCAAUCCUAGUUAAGGGAUCUCUGAGCAAGCUAUCAUACCUCCAUGAAACAGGAGAACCUUCUGGAGGGUUGCCUGAUUGGUAUUUGCCUGGACAAGUAUGCACAGCCCUCCUGAAGUGGUAUGGAAUUGAAUUCUGUUCUUUUGACUCGUGCUUACUCUUUGUUUAACUCUUGGCCUGGGAGGAUGAGCAAAACAAUAUGGAUUACUUUGUUAAUGUGAGCAGUGAAAAUCACUAUGUACAGAAUGAAUAUCAUAUGAGGACAUGUGUGAGCACAGCAGUUGGUGUGAAAUAAAGAGCCAGUUAUCUGUGGAUCACAUCUUUUCCCUUUCCAGUUAGAAAACAUUUUUGUACAACCUUUGUCGUCAUGGUGUCAGACAUGGUAAGAUUGUGUGUAGGCUCUCAUGCCAAGCAGCCAAGAGGAUGACUGAAUUUCACUCAUAGGAGUACUGCCCCUGCUUCUACCUCCUGGUUAUUUUCUGAGCUCUUUUCCGCCUUAUUCCAUGUGUGAUUUAUUUGUUACCCUGGCAUGUUCCAUACAGCUUUUGAUUGUUUUAGUGAUUGAGUCUGUGCUGCCAAGUGAGACUGGGAGUUUCUUCCAGAAAGUAGCUUGUCAUGGUCAGAAGUGCUGGGUUUUUGAUGGUUUGGGUUUUUUUCAAGGGGCACUGACAUUAAGGGAGCAAUGAAUCUUUUGUCCAUGGAGAUGCAAAUGCUCAAGAGAAGGCUGAAGGAGAGGCAGUGGCAAUGAGAAGGUAGAAUAGACUUGCAGUGAUGAGUGUGUUGACUGACUGUUUAUAGACCUUUUUACCCAUUCCCUCUUUCUUCCUCCCUGCUCUCUCCUGCCCUGCACAUUGCCUCAUCAGUUGUCAUAUUUCCACCCACUGUGAUAAAUAAAUGCAUGAAGGAUUUCCAGUGCACUUGGCUUGUCUGAUAGAAGCUUAAAUUCUAGCCUUCUUAUUAAUGCAGGGACACCUUUAUGCCAGGGAAACAAACUAUGUUAGUGUGUGUGGGCUAGUGCCAUAAAUGUUUGGUUCCUCUUUGUUUAGACUGAUAUGAUGCAUGUGUUCAACUCUUACUUACAUAAUAAUUAAUCUUCCACUUUGUGAUGUACUAUUCAUGACAAUCUGAAGCACAAUUUGUUGCAGUUCACUAAAGGACUGUUGGACUUUCUGACUUUUCAUAUCAGAUCAUCAGCUAAUUAGUUAGGGUUUUUUAACAUUUAACAGAUUUAUAUUUUAUGAACUUUAAUGGUUUACUGUCAUAGCUAUGGAAGAAGCCAAAUUGGAGAUGAUUGCCUUCUACAAUGGGAUAACUGGCUGGACAAAUGAAGGGAGAACAGUGAAUGUGGUCUUCUUGGGCUUCACCCAGGCUUUUGACACUGUCUGCCUUGGCAUUCUGAUAGGCAAGCUCAGGAAGUGUGAGCUGGAUGAGCAGAUGGUGAGGUAGAUUGAGAACAGGCUGUAUGGCAGGUCUCAGAGGGUUCUGAUCAGUGGUACAGGGUCUAGCUGGAGGGCUGUGGUGUCCCCCAGGUGUAAGUAUUGGAUUCAGAAGUGGCCAAUACCACAGAAUGUUGUGCUGCCAUUAGAAGAAUCUCAACAAGUUGGAGACUUGUUCAGAGAAGAACCUUCUGAAAUUCAUCAAAGUCAAGAGGAGGGUCCUGCACCUGGGGAAAAAGAACUGCAUGUACUUGUGGCAGAGAGCCACUGAUAUCGUGGCGGUGCAUUAGGGAAUGGGGCCAGGAGGUCAUAAGAAGUGAUCCUGCUGCUCUACUCAGCCCUGGUGAGUCUGCAUCUGCAGUGCUGUGACCUGUCCUGAGCUCCUCAGUGCAAAGGAGACAAGGGAGCUCCUUUGUGUAAAGGAGCAAGUCCAGAGGAAGGCAAUGAAGAUGAGGAGAUUACUGCAGCACCUCAUUCAUGAGGAGAGCCUGAGGGAGCUGGGACUGUUUAGCCUGGAGGAGAGCAGACUGAAAAGGGAUUUUAUCAACGUCUGAAGUAUUUGAAGGGAGGACAUCAAGAGGUAGGACCAAGGCUCUUGCUCAUGAACAACAGGAUGAGAAGAACUGGUCAGAAAUUGGAACACAGGAAGUUUCACCUCAACAUGGAAAGGAACUUCUUUUGAGCACUGGACUAGGUUGUCCAGAGAGGUUAUGGAGACUACUUCCCUGGGGAUAUUCAAAAGCCAUCAGGACAUGUUCCUGAUUAAUAUGCUGUAGGGAACCCUGUGUGAGCAGAGAGAUUGAGCUAGGUGUCCCACUGUGGUCUCUUACAACCUUACCCAUUCUGUGAUUCUGUGAUCCCUGCAAAGCUCGUCUCCCCCAGAGAUCAUUUGGAUUUGUGGAGUCAGACAUUCAAGAGCAUUUUGGACAGGAGGGAUGCAUUCCGUAGUGUAGAAGUAGGAGACCUGCAGCAUGUGCAACAUAUUCUUUGCUUCAUUCUAGUCUGCAGAUACCUUUUUUCCAAUCAUACUUGGGAAAAAUGUUUAAGAAAGCAGAGAUAAGGAAGACCAUUGUGAUUCAUUAAAUCUCCACCAUAGAGUGUGUCAGCCAUGAUGGCUCCAAGUCUUUCCAGAAAUAAUUCAAAGUCUCCUGUAUCUGCAACUGAUGCUGUUAAAGGCAAUUUUGUAUUGGUUUUGGUUUCUCAGAGAAGAGUACUCUUUUCUGUAUGCCUUAUAGUCUUUCUGUCUCUGGGAGAUAGGCAAGAGGUUUUAAACUUACUCUAUAUGUAUCAUGUAUUGUGUCUUCAGUUUCUGUGAGCGAGCUUCCAUUCUGAGUCUUUGAACAUUUCCCCUUACUUGCAAAUUCACCAAGUCCUUCAGGUUAAAGACUCACUGCUUGAAAAUCUGUAAGUUUCCAUGACUGAAAUUACAGUUGGCUUCAGAUGGACAGCACAGAAGGUAAUUGUCCUACAGGGACUUUAUGGUGCUUGUAUCCCCAGUUGUCUGUUCUGUUUAUGGUGGAUUUUAAGUUUGCAUCUUUAAGACUGGUUCCAAGAGUGAAUCUGAGGAGAGAAGAAGCAUGCAAUUUGUUUUCAUAAACUGCACUUGCUCCUGCGCAUUCCUUGCUUUCUCUCAGUGCGUGUUGUCCUCAGCAUGGACAGGGAGCGGGAGAAAGUUCUCCUUUGCUUUUAGUUAGUUUUUAGCUAGCUGAGGCAGAGAAGUCCCCCAGAUGGUGGCUUUUCUUUUUCUUGGAACUGAUUGGCCCUGCUCUGGAUUGAAAACCCAAAAAACCACCAGGAGUUUGUGCCUGUGACCCACUGGGGCCCAGGAUGCAGCAUUUUCCAACUCAGGAGGGACUGAUAAGAGACUGAGUGAGCCAAACUACACCCCAUGACAAGGACUUUCUGAAUUUGCCAUAUUUUCAGAACAGUGAGAAGUUUUAUUUUUUAAUAUUCUUCUUUUUUUUUUAAUGCUCAUGAAUACUUGGCAGUUUUUUCCACUUUUCUCCAAAAAAAUCUUUCCCCAAACCAGUUGUGAGAGGAGCUGCUUGAAUUUGGUUUCUAGAAAAGACCACUUUAAAAGUUUCCUCCCUAAUUUGUCCCAAACCAGGACAAUAGUGAAGGCAGAUGGAAGAUAGGCACACUAGAGGGGAAAUGAAUGAUUAACUCCCUCAAGUAUGGUAUAUGUUGCUAGAGUUGUUAAUAUUUUAAUAUGACAUGGCCACAAAGUUAUUUCCUUCAUUCUGCAAUAGCCUGAGAGUUGCAAGGCAUGAAUAUAUUUACAGAGAGGGGAGAGGAGGCUGCAGAGACCCUAUUCACUUGGAUUUUUCUUUUACACAAAACCACUUUGUCACAACUAGACCAGUUGACAAAUGAACUUUUAUUUGGUUCAGUUGCACUGGUAGAAUGGAAAUCUCCUUGCACGCAGACAGGAAUGCUCCCUGUGAUCACCACCAUUGUAGGCUUGAAGUACAGAAAAGUGAUCCCUCCCUGUAGUUUUUUUACGUCCUCAAACUCAAAACAUCUGUACAAUAUAUGUGUAGGGUGUUGGUUUUUCAAAGGACUUCAAUGCAUUAUAUUUUCUAGCCCAGUUAAAACAUGCUUAUGAAGUCCACUGAUUUUAAUAAGAAUUAAGGAAAACUUCAAGUUAAGGAUGAAUUUAUUGCUAGUCUGGAUAUUUUAGCCAUUAAGAUCCACCACAGAAAUGCACCAUAAUUUUUGACAUUUCCCUCAUUUUUUUAACUGCAAACCAGACACACUUGACUAAAUGAAUGUUACCACAUGUUGAUGACACUUUUGUAAAGAGGCUUCAAAAGAUUAAUAAAAUAUUGGAAAUAGUUUUAUUUCAUUAUUAAGGUAUAGAAGGAUUGUUGUUGUAAUGCCAAAGAUAAAAUCCCAUUGAAGUAGAAAGAAGUAUGUUCUACUGGUGUUCUUCUCCAGCUUUAGGCCAACAUGUCACUAUUUUUAAGAUCCACAGUCCAGCUCCAAAAAAACCGCAACCAACCAACCAAACAUGCAACAUCCUGCAGCUUCUGUCCAUGCAGAAAGUUUUGUGUACUAUGUUUGUUCUAUACUAUUGCAAUCCUGUCAGUGAAAUAGUUAAUCACAAUUUUCUCACUGCUAAAUUAAAUCAGAGAUCUUUGUUAUGCAGUGAGUUAGAGUGAGUGUGAAUGUUAUCUUCCUAUUGCUGGCAAUUGUUACAUUUGUAGAAUUCAGUAAAUCACUUCCUGGACAAUGGAAGGAAGUAGCUGUUAAAACCUGGGAGAAAACUCCUCUUCUAAAAACUGAUUUGUGCUAGCAAGACCAAGCCAGCAGAGGAACUCUUUAAAACAUUUAAAACAUCUAAAUUACAAUCCCCCCACCCCACUCCCAAAACCAGGAGGCAUUUCACAUGCUGGUUGUAUAAUUUGGUGAUUCUCUAUUGCAUUCCUUGAUCGUCAGUUGACUUUCAUCUAUGGAUAGGUUUGUUUUCUGAUGAACUGUCCAUAUACUGGAAGGAACUCUGAGAGUUUUUGUUUGGAUUUUUCCCCCGACUGUAUGCAGUAGCCAUACAGUUAAUAGGAAGGAAAACAAUAUCUGAAAAAAAAACCCCAACCAAACAAGCUUCUUACUCUCACAUUCUUGUAUGUCCUUUUAUGUAGCAUUACAAGUCUCAUACUUCUGCCUGAUUUUUAAAUGCUCAAAUGUCUGUCAUUAUGACAAAUGCUGUGCCAUAAUUUAUAAUGGCAUUAUUUGCCAUGUCUUUUUUUUCCCCACAGUUAAUUGUCAUGGUUUUAAAUACCAGAUUUAUUUCUACUUAAAUGGAAUAACAGAAUCAUGAAGUUUUUAAGGUUGGCAAAGACCUCUAAGAUCAUGGAAUCCAACUAUUAACCUAUCACUGCCAUAUUCACCACUAAAUUACAUCCCCAAGUACCACAUCCACGCAUCUUUUGAACACUUCCAGGGAUGGUGAUCUCUCACUUCCUUGGGCAGCCUAUUCAGUGAAGAGAUUUUUGCUAAUAUCCAAUCCAAAGCUCCCCAGUGCAACUUGAGGCCAUUUCCUCUCAUCCUGUCACUUGCUACCUGGGAGAUGAGACCAACGCCUACAUGGCUACAACCUCCUUUUGGUAGUUGUAGACAGUGGUAAGCUGCCCCAGAGCUUACCUUCUCCAGGCUAAAUACCCCAGCUCCUUCAGCCAUUCUUCAUAGGACUUGUGCUCCACACACUUCACCAGUUUUGUUGCCCUUCUCUAGACAUGCUCCAGCACCUCGAUGUCUUUUUUUGUAGUGAGGAGCCCAGAACUGGACACAUGAUGAGAGUACUCUGUGUACUGAUGGAUGAUAACUGCCCUAGUGCUGCUGGCCACAUUAUUUCUGGUACAGGCUAGAAUGCCAUUGACCUUCUUGGCCCCCUGGGCACAAUCUGGCUUGUGUUCAGCUGCUGUUGAGCCACACCUGCAGGGCCUUUUCCACUGGUCAGCUUUUCCAGCAACUGUCUUCACAUUCUGCAUAGGGUUGUUGUUACCCAAGUGGUGGACCUGGCACUUGAACUUGUUGAUCCUCAUACAAUCCAAUUUCUGGCAUAAAGUGUGUGCUUGCAUUUAAUUAAAGUAAUCCAGCUUUUUAACACAGAGACCAUCUCAGUAUAGGCAAAAUUUUUUUCCUGAGUUCAUAAAGUGUAUGUUAGUCCGA